Messenger RNA from Thyridium curvatum, 1566 nucleotides. RefSeq lists its product as uncharacterized. Gene Ontology annotation, molecular function: transmembrane transporter activity. The transcript is spliced from 7 exons. Gene Ontology annotation, cellular component: membrane. The record is from RefSeq and is a predicted model, not a curated record. Lineage: Eukaryota; Fungi; Ascomycota; Sordariomycetes; Thyridiales; Thyridiaceae. Bases 1 to 1566 code for a protein of 521 amino acids. Gene Ontology annotation, biological process: transmembrane transport.
AUGGAAGUUAUCACGUACAACGCCGAUAUUAAGAAGUCGGUUUCGGGUCUCGAGGCAACGUCCGUUGUGGCUGGACAGAUCUCCAACAUUGCCAAAAUCGUCGCUGACCCAGAAGCGGCCGAGAAAGACAAAGCUUUAGCCUUGUUGAGCAGAACCAACCACGUACCAUUCGACCCAAACUCGCCAGAAGCGAAGCGCGUCCUGCGCAAGAUUGAUUUCACCAUCAUGCCUCUACUUUUAUUCGUCUACGUCCUCAUGUUGGUGGAUAAGAACAGCCUUUCAUACGCCAACAUUAUGGGCAUCAAGCAAGAUACACAUCUUUCGGCCAGCCAGUACUCGUGGUUGGGCUCCAUUGUCUACUUUGGAUACCUCGCCGGAGAAAUCCCCGUCACGGUCUCCAUGCAGCGAAUUCCCCUUGCCAAGUUCUUCUCAGUGAUGAUCAUUGCGUGGGGCAUCAUCGUCGUCUGCCACGGCGCCUGCAAGAACUUUGCAGGGCUCAUGGUCGCCAGGUUCCUGCUUGGUUCCAUCGAAGUGUGCGCGGCACCCGUCAGCAUCUACAUCCUCGGUUCGUGGUACUCCAAGAAGGAACAAGUUUCCCGAGUCGCAAUCUGGUAUACGAGCUCAGGUUGGGGCCACAUGGCUGGCGGAUUCUGUGCCUGGAUCAUCUACCAGGCCCCUUCAUUCCGAUGGCAGGCGUUGUUUCUUUUCGAGGGCGGCGUCACCAUCCUUCUUGGUAUUGUCCUCUGGUUUUUGCUUGCCGCAUCGCCUACAGAUGCCAGAUGGCUAUCAGAUGACGAGAAGCGCAUCGCACUCGAGAGGUGCCGAGAUAACAAGACAGGCACAGAAGUCUGGAAAUUCGACAGGGCACAGUUGAUUGAGGCCUUUUGUGACCCUCGCUUUUACCUAAUCUUUCUCUUCUUAGUUUCCACCGGACUACCUAAUGGCGGUCUCACUGUCUUCGGACCGACAAUUAUCUCCGCAUUUGGCUUCACCGCCGAGCAGACCACCCUCCUGAGCAUGGCGCCCGGUGCCGCUGCCGUUGCGGGCAGUCUGGUGUCACUGAUGGUCGCAAAAUACACAAGUCGGACAAUCGCCGGCAUAUCUACGCUGCUACUUUCGUGCAUCGGGACAGUCAUGAUGCUGGCGAUUCCACCCUCCCAUGCCGCCGCGCGCUACGGUGGUUACAUUCUGACUCUGCAAUUCCCUGUCAGCGUCCUGUUCGUCAUCACGUUCAUGACGGCCGGAGUUGGCGGCUCGACCAAGAAGUUGGCAUUUGGAGCCUCGUACCAACUCGGUUAUACGGUCGGCAACAUCAUCGGACCUCAGACGUAUCGCGAAUCCGAUGCGCCCAACUACUAUACUGCUAAGUACACUAUGUUAGCCUUCCUGAUACUUUGCAUCUUCUUGGUUGCUGCCAUGGGCUCGCUUCACUGGCUCUGGAAUCGACGAAGGGAUCAGAGGGACAAGUUAGAUUCUCAGAACGGAAUCAUCCACGAGGUCAUUGAGAAUGAGGAAUUUGCAGACUUGACCGACUUCAAGAUCAGAUCGUUCCGGUAUCCCAUUUGA